Messenger RNA from Paramuricea clavata, 12654 nucleotides. The record is from the annotation of a GenBank genome assembly. NCBI's taxonomy places the organism in Eukaryota, Metazoa, Cnidaria, Anthozoa, Malacalcyonacea, Plexauridae.
AUGAAGACAGAGACUGGAAAAUUUGAAACGUACUAUAUCGACAAAAAGACCGGUACUGCUCAUAAGGUAUUGUGUGGGAAAUUUUGUGGUAAAGAUAGUAAUUUAGCAAAAAAAGAACGAUUAAAAGAAUUGGGGGCCUGCCAUUAUUGAGUGGGUGCCACCGAAGAGAAUUGUUUUCUUGGUAAAGAUUUUGCUGAUCCAACCAUUCAAAAGUAAAAUUUACCCAACGUUAAAUACAAAACUCCUGGCCAAAGUUGUCACACAUGUCCCUUACCACUCCUUUGAUAACUGCUUGUGUGUAAUUUUCUGCAGUUUAAAUUUUCAUGUUGUCUGCACAUGCACUUUCUUCGGAGACACCAUUCGCCUUCUAACAAAUCGGAAAAUACUCAAGAUAGUGACUCUGACCGAUUUACAUAUUGUAUUAUAAUAUAGCAUUUGUAAAUUCUGAACGCUGAUUGGCUAAGAGCCGUGUUGAUAUAACUCCAUGUCAACACGGGAAAUUUUCCGCCGCUUGUAAACACGGAACUUUUUCUUAUUCUUCGGGCUUUUGACAUUGCUAUAUUAUAAAACAAAUAUAAAACAUUUUUUCCGUAUUGAUAUAUCAUUAUAUCAACACUCGUGGAAGUUGGGAAAACUCGAAAUUGUGUGAAAACACUCCGCCCUUCGGGCGUCGUGUUUCCACACAAUUUCUCGUUUUCCCAAUUUCCACUCGUGUUGAUAUAACUGUAUAUCAACACGGAAAAUGUUUUAUAUUUGUUAAUUGACAUAUGACUGCAUGUUAACAUUGCUUCACUUUCUUCAAUACUUGAGCGAGUCAUGUUUUAGAAAUGAAAAUAAAUGUAAUAACCCAACAUGGUGAAAAUAACCCAACAUCGUGUUUGCCAGUUGCACUGUUAAAGCGUCUGGCAACAGGUUGCUCAGCAUUCUUGUUGAUGACAGUAUACGAUGAUGGUCACCAAACUUUGUCCUUAAAUAUCUCCAAGAACACGGUAUACAGCACAUCAAAUAGAACAAGAUUGAAGGAGAUGCACGUGCCAAAAUAGUGGUGGAGAUGCAUUUGCAACCAUGCACGCAAUGCUUGCCCAAGAGAUCAUGACAUUAACAUAAUCAGAUUAGUUUAUAAAUAUGACUUUUUUUUAUACAGGGUGCAUGUUCAGAACAAUUUCAGACAUUCUUGAAUGAAGGUGUAAGUAAAUACGGUACUGAUUUAAAUACGCAUUUUUUGUUUCUCUUAUAAUAAUAUACAUAAAGAUAUUACUCGACUGUGAUUGGUUGAUUUCAGUGCAGUUAAUCCCAAACAGCAGUGCAAUUUUCUGUAAUCACAGUGCAAUUUUCUGUAAUUACAGUGCAAUUUUUUGUAAUCACAGUGCAAUUUUCUGUAAUCACAGUGCAAAAAUCUGUAACAAACUGAUCUGAUUGGUGGGAAAACAUUGUGAUGAUUAAAUCAACCAAUCAGUUUAAAGCAAUUUACUUUAAAGAAGUAACGGUCACAGAUUGCUUGAAAACAAAACAAACAUGGCGCCGCGCUACACAAAGUAAAAGUUGCCUUCGCGUGGAAAAUACGGCUUUUAUCUUUAUUUUUAAAUGGAAAAGCAUUUACCUUAAACAAGACUAACAAAAAAUACAUAGUUGAGUGGAGUUUUCAAGCUGUUAGCGUUGUAUAAUGUGAUAUAACAAGGCCAGGAAAACUUUGCCAGUGGAAUGUUCGCUAUAAACGCGUAAGUUAAAACUACAAUUGUCUCGAACAUUUUUAUGUAAAUUAUUAAUAAGUAAUAGCAUGGUUUCUCGUGAAAUUUGGAUAAACAUGCACUUGUGAGUUUUUCAAAGACCUCAAAUAGCACUCGUCCUUCGGACUCGUGCUAUUUUGAGGUCUUUGAAAAACUCACUCGUGCAUGUUAUAUCCAAAUUGCACUCGAAGCCAUGCUAUUAAUACCUAUAGUAAUAUGCUGGGCUUGGAAGUAACGUGAAAUCCACUUCUCCCAAUUUAUUUUCAGUCUUGAAGUCCAGGACGCUUGAUUAUAACCAACAAUCAUGAAAAAACUUUAUGCAAAAUUAAUUAUUUAAUAAUGUUAAAUUCUUUCAGACACUUUUGGUAAAAAACAACGAAAGCCUCAACAAUUUACCACCAGUGCCAGGACUGCUCUCAUAUCGUGAAGACAACAAAAUACUUUAUGUGAACAAAGGCAAUAUAUGGGAUGCCAUCGGUAGCAAAAAAGAAGUAAGUCAUGACGUAUGUUUGGCAGGUUAACAAGAGCCAAAAUCCAUUCCAAAAAGUGAGGAACAAAGCCAGCAACAGACGUAAUUUAUUAACUUCUUAUUAACCGAGCGCGAGGUCUUUACAAAGAAAUAUAUAUCGGACCGAGGUUAAUAAAAGGUUUAAUUUAUUAUAUGGCAUUUAUAUAGACAUUCAUAGUCGAAGCAAACAAGAAAUGCAUGAUUUAAAAUGCAUAUUAGCCGCGUGGUACACAUUUGGUCGAAGAAAAUUAAAAUUACCAAUGUAUUCCUUCCUUUUCACUUAAAAACAUUCGCAGAUAUCUUAUUAAGAGCACAUUAAAUUACAAUUUUUAAAUUUUCAAUUCGUUCUCCUGUUUUGUUUUAAAAUGCAUGCGUUUGUUUUUACGUAAUGGACCGCAGGUCCAUUACGGGAAAAUAAUGGGCCGUUGAAAGUGCUUCUCAGCCAAUCACAGUCCACCAUUUCACCGGAAGUGAUGCUUGCCGUAAAAUAAUAUAAAUUAUUUUACAGAUUUACAUAUGUCUAAAAAGUAAAGAGGGUGAGUGUCCCCCCCCCCGUCCUUCAGGAUUGAUGCCCUUGCAGGUUAAUACUAGUGGUCAUUAAUCAGUCGGGUUAUUCAUGUUGAGAUACAAAUUCCUUUAUCCUUUUUGUACACCCUCGUAAACUCCUUUCAUUCACUUUUGUUCAAUCAGUGUUCCUGUACGUGCUUGAUAGCUAGGUGGGGCGAAUUAACUACAUAUCCGCUCAAUAUACGGCAUUUUAUCUCCACUAUAUUGCGUAACUUUUAUGACGUAUUGGUAUUCGAAUUGUUUUUAAGAUACAAAACCUGGAGAAAAAUAUAAAUGUAGAAUUUCAAAACCUUAAAGACAGGUUGAAAAAGAUUGAAGGAAGAUUAAUGGUAAGUUGAAGUGCACCACACUAUUGUAAAUAUACGAGAUGUUUCCUACUGUGAAUUAAUUUUCAAACCAUUAGCUAUUGUAAACUUGCUUGCAACAUUUUUAUUUAAAUACUCAGAUCAUUGUAGAGAAAAGCAAACAUUAAAGAGUAUUUUUGUCAAAAUAUACAUGUAUAUAAGACACUGUUAUGGCAAUAAAUCCUCGCCAGUUUGAAUUUCAAAACUGACAAACAUACAGGCUUGAAGUUUGAACUGUCAUUUGUAGUGUGACACACAAUCUCAGGAUAUAUGUUUAGCUGACUGCCCAGCCCAGUUUAUGGGUAAAAGUCAAACCAUGGAAAGUCCUGUAUAUCGACAUUCUAUAGCAGCAAAUAAAUUCCAAAUUUCAUAAAUUUACUGGAUCAAGCCUGUUGCGGUCAAUAAAUCAUUUCAAGAUACACUGCGAUAUACAUUGUUAUUAUUCAGCUCACUCCCCAUUGGGGCUUUUUGGUGACCGAUUACACAACGUUUUUACCCUUAUAAAGAAAUAGAAAACAUUUUCCGUGUUUCUAUAGAGUUAUAGAAACACGCGUGAAAGUUUGGUAGAAACGAGAAAUUGCGUGUUUCAAUUUCGAGUUUCUCCCAAACUUUCACAAUUGUUUCUAUAAACUCUGUAGGAACACGGAAAAAAUGUUAUUCUAUUUCCUUUAUUAAAUAGCCUUUUAAAAACAAUAGAACAGAUAAAUUCAUUGAUUUUAAUUGCUUUCAUUCAAAUAUUAAUUCCACCUUAAUAUAUAUUAGCCUACGUCAUAGACUCAAACUCGUUCCUCGUAGAGGAAUAUACGUUCGUGUAAAGAAUAAUUAUAAAAGCAUAGCGAAGUAAACAAGUAUAUCGCUGUCAAAACAACAGACAGCACUUAACAGGCUUACUUGUCUUACUUUACUAAAGUAUAUCACUCAACAACGUACAUGCUUGCAUGCAAAGAAAGCACUGUUAUAAAUAGUUAGUGAACGUUUAAACAUGAUUAAGGUGGCUCGCUACAGUUUAUAGAAAUCGGUUGAAAUGCGCAAACUAGAUCACCUUUUUGAAGAGAUGAUGCUCUUUACAAAUCGAAAUUUGUAUAUUAUAUAUACAAGCGACAAUCAAACAGUCGAAAAUUGGUCAGAAAAGUGACGUCACCACUGUUGCUAUGGCAACAAUGACGAUUCAAGAUGGCCGAUAUUUUGGCUUUGAACGCGUUUUACUUUAAUUAAAAAAAGGUCAGUUACCCCCAUUUUUUUAUUUCAGAAAACAUUUGCUUAUAGUACAAUACACUAUCUGACCAAUUUUAAAAAAAUUCUAUAAUGCAAAAAAAGAAUUAUUUCGAAAAACCAUGUUUAUAAAUUUUUUAAAAAUUUGGCAUUACAGAAAUUUUUUAAAAUUGGUCAGAUAGUGUAUUGUACUAUAAGAAAAUGUUUUCUGAAAUGAAAAAUGGGGGUAACCGACCUUUUUUAAAGUAAAAUGCGUUCAAAGCCAAAAUAUCGGCCAUCUUGAAUCGUCAUUGUUGCCAUAGCAACAGUGGUGACGUCACUUUUCUGACCAAUUUUCGACUGUUUGAUUGUCGCUGUAAUGCGGCUGUAUAUAUAAUAUACAAAUUUCGAUUUGUAAAGAGCAUCAUCUCUUCAAAAAGGUGAUCUAGUUUACGCAUUUUCAAUAUUUCUAUAAACUGUAGCGAGCCACCUUAAAAACUAUAGUAAACAUGAUUAAAAACGUCGCGAGGAAACAUUUUUUUAAAAAGACAAAGUAAAAUUAAAAUAUCUUACCUUGGUAAACAGUCAAACAGAUACAACGUGUGCUAUAAUUAUACUUUGUGCUUUAGAUCUUCGCUUUCUAAGUCAGCAAAAUAGUUGCUUUUUUUUAACGGUUCUUCGGCGUUUCGGGACGUUUUUCAACUUUCAGUUUCAAAAUUGUGAUUAAAUAUUGUUUGUAUUUUGUCUUUUAAACUCCCGUGCAAUCCACGCAACCCGCGUGAAAAUGUCCCGUGUUUCUAUCGAGUUAUAGAAACAGUUUGUUUUUAGUUUUUAACCAAUCAGCGCCCGUGUUUUUAAAAGGCUAUUUUAUAAUUACUUAGCUUAGACUAUUUUUCUUUACAACAAUUGUGAUAUUACUUUUCCAAACUGUGUUUAUCCUAACCAAUCCUGCCAACUUUCCCCUUUGGGAGGAAACCAGAAUGCCCGGAGAAAACCCACGACUUUCGCUAUAGCGUUGACAGACUCUUUUCGCAUACGUCCGUAGCGAGAAUCGGACCCACGACCUCAGAAGUGAAAGGCGCUUGCCAGACUAGUCCCAAGUCCUCUGUGCACGCUUUUGAUUUCCGUGGGCGCUUGCUCUGACGACUGCGCCACCGACGUCAUCCACAUGGUUCAGUUUUAAAUUUACUUUAAAGGGGAAGUCAAGUCCGUUCUGCGCAUCGGUUCUGCUCAUAACAAUGUGAGGACCUCUAAUGUGAACAUUGCCCAAAUUUCGAAUGUUUCGAAUUUUUCUGAACAUAAACUCUAUUUCAUAUUCAUUUAGAAGCAUAGCGAACCAAAAUGGUGUUAGAUAUUCAGACAGUACAUCAUAUUUUAAAAACUACAGCAGUUCAAAAUGUAAACAAACCGUUUGUUUACAUUACGGACUUGACUUCCCCUUUAAUUAUUCAAUUCUUUUCAGAAAUCACGAGAAAGUCUUGUAAAGCUAUCCUAGCGGCAAAUACAUUCGCAAUUUCAGGUAUUUACUCGAUACGGCCAGCAGCCGGUAAAUUAUUUCAAGUUUACUGUGACAUGGAAACUCACGGGGGAGGCUGGACCUUGGUUUACAGCUACACCUUUACAAAUUACAACAGUUUUACCUCAGGAAGCAAUGCUGUAACCCCCCGUCCAAACUGGCCUGCCUGGAGGGCUAAUGUCCCAAUCUCAACCAGCUGUUUGAUUGUCGCUGUAUAUAUAAAUAUACAAAUUUCGAUUUCCAAAGAGCAUCAUCUCUUCAAAAAGGUGAUCAUCUAGUUUUACGCAUUUUCAACAUUUCUAUAAACUAUAGCGAGCCACCUUAAAUUAAAAGGCCCCUCGAUCGACGGAAAACGCCCCAUGCACGGAUGGCAAACUUCCCUUGAUGGCAGAAGGCACUCUGCCUUAGAAGAAGGGAAGGAGUGAAUUGUACGAAUGUAACAAACAAACAUCCUCUUUUCUCACAAUCACUCGCGAGACUAGGCACGGCUUGGUUAGGAGGAUGUUGCAUUACCAGAAAGUCUAGGUCGGAGAAUGUUCCAGCGGAUAAAACCAUGGAGUAGUUUGAAGCAUUAUAUGUGCAGCGUUCGCAUGAAGGAAAAGACAACUUCGAAGACAAGGGCGCUUUGAAGCGAAAGGCACUUCCAUCGCAAAGGCCUUUUGACGGCAAAUAACCACCCACGGAUGGCGAUGACACUCCAUCGCUUUAACAGCUACAACAUCCCCCGACCUACACUCUCUUUUAAUGCAACAUCCUCCGACCCAGCCGUACGAAGACUCGAAUGAUUGUGAGAAAAGAGGACGUUCGCUUGUUACAGUCGUACAAUUCACUCCUUCCCUUCUAAGGCCUCUGCCUUUGCCAUCAAGGGGAGUUUGCAUAUAAUGCAAACUACUCCAUCGCUUUAUCCGCUGCAACAUCCUCCAACCUAGACUCUCUUGUCAUUGCGAGAAAAGAGGAUGUUUGCUUGUCCCAGUCUUACAAUUUACUGCUGGCCUUCGAAGUCCUCUGCGUUUGCUGUCGAAGGGUGUUUUGCCAUUGAUUGGAACUUUGCCAUCCAAGGGCGUUUGCGACUCAAGGACGUUUGCCAUCGAAGGUCGUUUUUGGCUUCAAAGCGCCCUCGCUUUUGCUUUGAAGUGUCUUUUCCUUUAUGCGAACGCUCCACAUAUAAUGCAAACUACUCCAUCGCUUUAUCCGCUGCAACAUCCUCCAACCUGGACUCUCUUGUAAUUGUGAGAAAAGAGGAUGUUUGCUUGUCCCAGUCUUACAAUUUACUGCUGGCCUUCGAAGUCCUCUGCGUUUGCCGUCGAAGGGUGUUUUGCCAUUGAUUGGAACUUUGCCAUCUAAGGGCGUUUGCGACUCAAGGACGUUUUCAAAGCGCCUUUGCUUUUGCUUUGAAGUGUCUUUUCCUUCAUGCCAACAACGCUCCGCAUAUAAUCUUCAAACUAUUCCAUCGCUUUAACAGCUACAACAUCCCCCGACCUACACUCUCUUUUAACGCAACAUCCUCCGACCCAGCCGUACCAAGACUCGAGUGAUUGUGAGAAAAGACGAUGUUUGCUUGUUACAGUCGUACAAUUCACUCCUUCCCUUCUAAGGCCUCUGCCUUUGCCAUCAAGGGGAGUUUGCAUAUAAUGCAAAGUACUCCAUCGCUUUAAGCAAAAAACUUUAUGCAAAAUUAAUUAUUUAAUAAUGUUAAAUUCUUUCAGACACUUUUGGUAAAAAACAACGAAAGCCUCAACAAUUUACCACCAGUGCCAGGACUGCUCUCAUAUCGUGAAGACAACAAAAUACUUUAUGUGAACAAAGGCAAUAUAUGGGAUGCCAUCGGUAGCAAAAAAGAAGUAAGUCAUGACGUAUGUUUGGCAGGUUAACAAGAGCCAAAAUCCAUUCCAAAAAGUGAGGAACAAAGCCAGCAACAGACGUAAUUUAUUAACUUCUUAUUAACCGAGCGCGAGGUCUUUACAAAGAAAUAUAUAUCGGACCGAGGUUAAUAAAAGGUUUAAUUUAUUAUAUGGCAUUUAUAUAGACAUUCAUAGUCGAAGCAAACAAGAAAUGCAUGAUUUAAAAUGCAUAUUAGCCGCGUGGUACACAUUUGGUCGAAGAAAAUUAAAAUUACCAAUGUAUUCCUUCCUUUUCACUUAAAAACAUUCGCAGAUAUCUUAUUAAGAGCACAUUAAAUUACAAUUUUUAAAUUUUCAAUUCGUUCUCCUGUUUUGUUUUAAAAUGCAUGCGUUUGUUUUUACGUAAUGGACCGCAGGUCCAUUACGGGAAAAUAAUGGGCCGUUGAAAGUGCUUCUCAGCCAAUCACAGUCCACCAUUUCACCGGAAGUGAUGCUUGCCGUAAAAUAAUAUAAAUUAUUUUACAGAUUUACAUAUGUCUAAAAAGUAAAGAGGGUGAGUGUCCCCCCCCCCGUCCCCCAGGAUUGAUGCCCUUGCAGGUUAAUACUAGUGGUCAUUAAUCAGUCGGGUUAUUCAUGUUGAGAUACAAAUUCCUUUAUCCUUUUUGUACACCCUCGUAAACUCCUUUCAUUCACUUUUGUUCAAUCAGUGUUCCUGUACGUGCUUGAUAGCUAGGUGGGGCGAAUUAACUACAUAUCCGCUCAAUAUACGGCAUUUUAUCUCCACUAUAUUGCGUAACUUUUAUGACGUAUUGGUAUUCGAAUUGUUUUUAAGAUACAAAACCUGGAGAAAAAUAUAAAUGUAGAAUUUCAAAACCUUAAAGACAGGUUGAAAAAGAUUGAAGGAAGAUUUAAUGGUAAGUUGAAGUGCACCACACUAUUGUAAAUAUACGAGAUGUUUCCUACUGUGAAUUAAUUUUCAAACCAUUAGCUAUUGUAAACUUGCUUGCAACAUUUUUAUUUAAAUACUCAGAUCAUUGUAGAGAAAAGCAAACAUUAAAGAGUAUUUUUGUCAAAAUAUACAUGUAUAAUAUAUAAGACACUGUCAUGGCAAUAAAUCCUCGCCAGUUUGAAUUUCAAAACUGACAAACAUACAGGCUUGAAGUUUGAACUGUCAUUUCUAGUGUGACACACAAUCUCAGGAUAUAUGUUUAGCUGACUGCCCAGCCCAGUUUAUGGGUAAAAAUCAAACCAUGGAAAGUCCUGUAUAUCGACAUUCUAUAGCAGCAAAUAAAUUCCAAAUUUCAUAAAUUUACUGGAUCAAGCCUGUUGCGGUCAAUAAAUCAUUUCAAGAUACACUGCGAUAUACAUUGUUAUUAUUCAGCUCACUCCCCAUUGGGGCUUUUUGGUGACCGAUUACACAAGGUUUUUACCCUUAUAAAGAAAUAGAAAACAUUUUCCGUGUUUCUAUAGAGUUAUAGAAACACGCGUGAAAGUUUGGUAGAAACGAGAAAUUGCGUGUUUCAAUUUCGAGUUUCUCCCAAACUUUCACAAUUGUUUCUAUAAACUCUGUAGGAACACGGAAAAAAUGUUAUUCUAUUUCCUUUAUUAAAUAGCCUUUUAAAAACAAUAGAACAGAUAAAUUCAUUGAUUUUAAUUGCUUUCAUUCAAAUAUUAAUUCCACCUUAAUAUAUAUUAGCCUACGUCAUAGACUCAAACUCGUUCCUCGUAGAGGAAUAUACGUUCGUGUAAAGAAUAAUUAUAAAAGCAUAGCGAAGUAAACAAGUAUAUCGCUGUCAAAACAACAGACAGCACUUAACAGGCUUACUUGUCUUACUUUACUAAAGUAUAUCACUCAACAACGUACAUGCUUGCAUGCAAAGAAAGCACUGUUAUAAAUAGUUAGUGAACGUUUAAACAUGAUUAAGGUGGCUCGCUACAGUUUAUAGAAAUCGGUUGAAAAUGCGCAAACUAGAUCACCUUUUUGAAGAGAUGAUGCUCUUUACAAAUCGAAAUUUGUAUAUUAUAUAUACAAGCGACAAUCAAACAGUCGAAAAUUGGUCAGAAAAGUGACGUCACCACUGUUGCUAUGGCAACAAUGACGAUUCAAGAUGGCCGAUAUUUUGGCUUUGAACGCGUUUUACUUUAAUUAAAAAAAGGUCAGUUACCCCCAUUUUUUUAUUUCAGAAAACAUUUGCUUAUAGUACAAUACACUAUCUGACCAAUUUUAAAAAAAUUCUAUAAUGCAAAAAAAGAAUUAUUUCGAAAAACCAUGUUUAUAAAUUUUUUAAAAAUUUGGCAUUACAGAAAUUUUUUAAAAUUGGUCAGAUAGUGUAUUGUACUAUAAGAAAAUGUUUUCUGAAAUGAAAAAUGGGGGUAACCGACCUUUUUUAAAGUAAAAUGCGUUCAAAGCCAAAAUAUCGGCCAUCUUGAAUCGUCAUUGUUGCCAUAGCAACAGUGGUGACGUCACUUUUCUGACCAAUUUUCGACUGUUUGAUUGUCGCUGUAAUGCGGCUGUAUAUAUAAUAUACAAAUUUCGAUUUGUAAAGAGCAUCAUCUCUUCAAAAAGGUGAUCUAGUUUACGCAUUUUCAAUAUUUCUAUAAACUGUAGCGAGCCACCUUAAAAACUAUAGUAAACAUGAUUAAAAACGUCGCGAGGAAACAUUUUUUUAAAAAGACAAAGUAAAAUUAAAAUAUCUUACCUUGGUAAACAGUCAAACAGAUACAACGUGUGCUAUAAUUAUACUUUGUGCUUUAGAUCUUCGCUUUCUAAGUCAGCAAAAUAGUUGCUUUUUUUUAACGGUUCUUCGGCGUUUCGGGACGUUUUUCAACUUUCAGUUUCAAAAUUGUGAUUAAAUAUUGUUUGUAUUUUGUCUUUUAAACUCCCGUGCAAUCCACGCAACCCGCGUGAAAAUGUCCCGUGUUUCUAUCGAGUUAUAGAAACAGUUUUUUUUUAGUUUUUAACCAAUCAGCGCCCGUGUUUUUAAAAGGCUAUUUUAUAAUUACUUAAUGUUACCUACUUAGCUUAGACUAUUUUUCUUUACAACAAUUGUGAUAUUACUUUUCCAAACUGUGUUUAUCCUAACCAAUCCUGCCAACUUUCCCCUUUGGGAGGAAACCAGAAUGCCCGGAGAAAACCCACGACUUUCGGUAUAGCGUUGACAGACUCUUUUCGCAUACGUCCGUAGCGAGAAUCGGACCCACGACCUCAGAAGUGAAAGGCGCUUGCCAGACUAGUCCCAAGUCCUCUGUGCACGCUUUUGAUUUCCGUGGGCGCUUGCUCUGACGACUGCGCCACCGACGUCAUCCACAUGGUUCAGUUUUAAAUUUACUUUAAAGGGGAAGUCAAGUCCGUUCUGCGCAUCGGUUCUGCUCAUAACAAUGUGAGGACCUCUAAUGUGAACAUUGCCCAAAUUUCGAAUGUUUCGAAUUUUUCUGAACAUAAACUCUAUUUCAUAUUCAUUUAGAAGCAUAGCGAACCAAAAUGGUGUUAGAUAUUCAGACAGUACAUCAUAUUUUAAAAACUACAGCAGUUCAAAAUGUAAACAAACCGUUUGUUUACAUUACGGACUUGACUUCCCCUUUAAUUAUUCAAUUCUUUUCAGAAAUCACGAGAAAGUCUUGUAAAGCUAUCCUAGCGGCAAAUACAUUCGCAAUUUCAGGUAUUUACUCGAUACGGCCUGCAGCCGGUAAAUUAUUUCAAGUUUACUGUGACAUGGAAACUCACGGGGGAGGCUGGACCUUGGUUUACAGCUACACCUUUACAAAUUACAACAGUUUUACCUCAGGAAGCAAUGCUGUAACCCCCCGUCCAAACUGGCCUGCCUGGAGGGCUAAUGUCCCAAUCUCAACCACUCCUCCACUCAGUGAGUCAUCUCUUGGGGCUGUAGACUGGAAUCUUUGGAAGAACAUUGGGAAAGUGUUGAUGGUCAAGUCAAACAUCAAUGAUUGGAUUGUUUGUCAACCAAAUGGUGGAAGCCUGGUCACAAAGACACGGGCUUCAAUGAGCUGUCAAAAUAUAAAGAACGUGGCAACAGCUUGUAGUGGUGUGGCACCAAAAAUAAUUUAUUGGUCAUAUUAUGGACCAGUCUUGAGUGGUCCCUCUGCGUUUUAUUACUUUGAUGGAAACACAGAUACUAAUUACCCAACACAUGAUCCUUGCGGCAAAAAAUAGUGGAAAUCACAAGAAAGGAGUCCGCAACCCUGGCGGACAAAUCUAUCUUCGCUAAAUCCCAACCUUUUUCAUGCAUAUAGUUUGUUCGUAAAGUCAUAUAGCUUCUUAUAAUAAUUAUAAUCGAUCCCUAAUUUCUCAAACGACAUUCAUAAUACUGCAUGGAAAGCAUUUAUCCGCAAUAUACAAAAAUCACAUCAAGAAAUAAAAACAUUUAGCAUUGGUAACAUCUUUGUAUUAGUAAUCGGGAAAUAAAUUCUUCAAGCUUUUGAAGUAUAUUCAGUAUCAGUAAUUCAGGCACAUGAUAUCAGGCAAGGACAGCUAUAUAGGCGGUCCAUUAUAAUUUUCCUAAUCCGAUCUCGUAUAAUAUAUUGGCUUUGUAUCGUUCCUUCAUGGCGCUAUGGGUGCUUUAAACAUCACAUUAAUUAAUGAAUAAAUGACCUGAAAAAACGACACACGAAAACGAUGAGAGUAUAUAUCAAUAAUGUACUAUUUGGAAUUCAUGUUGAUAUUGAUACUAUCAUAGCAUUUCAUUACUUAAUUAUAAAGUUAUUUAUUUAACAAGACAAAACUCCGAAGAGGAGAGGCCUUAGAAGGCAAGGCGUGAAAUGUACAACUGGAACAAGCAAACAUCCUUUUUUCUCACAAUCACUCGAGACUAGGCACGGCUGGUUAGGAGGAUGUUGCAUUACCAGAAAGUCUAGGUCGGGAGAUGUUGCAGCGGAUAAAACCAUGGAGUAGUUUGAAGCAUUAUAUGUGCAGCGUUCGCAUGAAGGAAAAGACACUUCGAAG